Molecule: messenger RNA, 909 nt
Organism: Trichoderma virens Gv29-8
Lineage: Eukaryota; Fungi; Ascomycota; Sordariomycetes; Hypocreales; Hypocreaceae
Exons: 1
Coding region: 1-909 (302 amino acids)
Biological process (GO): retrograde vesicle-mediated transport, Golgi to endoplasmic reticulum
Cellular component (GO): endoplasmic reticulum; SNARE complex
Molecular function (GO): SNAP receptor activity
Source: RefSeq, a predicted model, not a curated record
AUGCUCCUGUGUAGCUACCGCUCAACGCUCCGAAAGGCACGGCUAUCAGCAAAGAAGAACUUGGAGCGAGCUCGGAGGUUAGAAAGAGAGCUUAUGGUGCAAUCCUUCGCAGAACCCAUCUCCGAGACAAAUACAUCUGCAGGCGGCAGCACCGAAGAAUCACAAGCAGUUGCUCGACCCACACGACACACCUACAGCCAAAAUCGACAACUACAAUCGAGUCUAUCGGAGGAAGACCGGCAGACAGUCGGGGCAAGCAGCAAUGUCACCAAUGCCCUGCGGCGGACGCACGCUCUCAUUGCGGCGGAGUUGACCAAGAGCGAGUUCGCGCGGCAGACGCUGACGGAGUCGUCGGCCGCGCUGAAGAAGCUGGAUGACUCGUAUACCUCGCUGGAUGGCAUGCUGGCGAGCUCCCGAGACCUUUUGGGCACGCUGCUCAAGUCUCAGAAGAGCGACACGUGGUAUUUGCAGACGACAUUGUACAUGCUCAUGGUGACUGCAGCGUGGCUCGUGUUUAGGAGGCUUUUGUACGGACCGCUGUGGUGGCUUGUAUGGUUGCCAUUGCGGAUUUUGUUUGGGGUUGGUACCAAGGCAGGGAGUGCGGUGAUGCAUAGUCGGGGGCCUGGACAGUCUGGCAAAGCUGGAGUUGUAAUCGAUAAUGAGAUUAGAGUGGAUGGACUACCGGAUGAGAGCUUGCCAACAGCAGUGGUUGGACGAGAAUCGAAAGCGGCGGAGGCCGAAGGUGAGUCUAUGGUUGAGAAAGUAGGCAAGAUUGUGGAUGCUGUACAUGAAGCGGACGAGCUGGGUUCGAUACCGGAAGAGCAUGAGGAAGAUCAUGGCGACGAUGUACAAGGAAGAGAAGCUGCAGAGGUCGUCGUAGAAGACUCACGUCCUAGGGAUGAGCUAUGA